Messenger RNA from Eurytemora carolleeae, 1774 nucleotides. Its product is annotated as zinc finger protein 436. The transcript is spliced from 17 exons. The record is from RefSeq and is a predicted model, not a curated record. The coding region runs from base 24 to 1490 and encodes 488 amino acids. Gene Ontology annotation, cellular component: nucleus. NCBI's taxonomy places the organism in Eukaryota, Metazoa, Arthropoda, Copepoda, Calanoida, Temoridae.
GAAGGUAGAACAUUUUCAGAAUUAUGGAAGAAUUGCCCAGAGAUGAACUUGAACCUGAAGAGCAGGAUGAAGAGUGUUCUGGAUUUGUUGAAAGUGUUGUACUAGCGCUCAAAGUUUGCUUUUAUGAGAAUGACAUGAGGCGAAUUUUAAUUGAGAGAAGUGGUGGUAGUGUAGUUUAUCAUCAUAGAGCUUGUAAUAGAUUAGUGGACGGGGAUGGUCAACACAUAUCAUCAACUUGUUAUAAAUGGUUCAACUCACUUCGCCAGUUUACAGAUGACGCUCAGGACCAAGACCAAGAAAAUAGGACGGAGGAGGAUGUGAUAAAUGAUGACUUUCCUGUCUUAGAGGACUAUGAUAAUAUUGACGACCUAAAGAAAGAACAAAACUAUGAAAACGGAGAAAGCGAAGCACUUCCAUGGGGUGAUUACAGUGAAAGGCCUGAGGAUAAACAUGAAUUAGAACAAACUCCAGAUCCCGCGGUCUUAAAACGGGAAAGACGACCAACAACUAAAAAGCUGGAAUCCACGGAGUUUCUUUGUCAAAUAGAAGGAUGUAAUUCACAGCCUUUUCUAGGCAAAUCUAAACUUAGAGAACAUUUAAAGAAAGUUCAUAAUCUGCCAAGAAGAGGGAGAAAACCACUUCUGGACAUAGAUGUAAAAGAAGGAGAGACAAAAUGUUCUAUCUGUCAAAAAGAGUUUGGCAAUACAAACUUUUUGAAAAAGCACAUAAAAAGGCAUAAUACGAGUGUUAUUUUUUUUAGUCAGCAGGCGUGUCAUAUCUGUGGACAGUUAGUGAAAGAUUUGCAGAUACACAUAAAAAUCCAACACACGGAAAAAGAUAAACUUAGGUAUUUCUGUGAGUUCUGUGGUCGAGGUUAUAAAGGGUUUUCAGCAUAUGCUUUCCAUAUCGCUGGACACACAGGGGAGCGGAAAUAUCCUUGUGCUACCUGUGCUAAAUUUUACAGGAAUAGUUCCGAGCAGAAGAAAUGUGAAAAAGGACAUCUUGGUCUUUUUAAAUGGAACUGUUCCCAGUGUAGUUACAGAUGUCAUCAGAAGAACAAAUUUGUGCGGCAUCUUCGUACUCACACAAAAUCAGAACCUUUUCGGUGUCCGCUCUGUAACCAACGGUCUGCUAGGAAAGAUUACCUGCAGAAACAUAUUCUCAAGGUUCAUCCUGAGUUAAGCCUGGAGGAACUAGAGCAAGCCCAUCCCAACCUUUACUCAAUACAGGAGACUAUAUCAGUGGUUGAAGGAGAGCUAAUAGUGUCAACCCGUGAACCUGAGGUUGAGACCUUUGUCCCUUUAGUUCAUAUGUCCCAGGAGUCAACACAGAUGUUUCUAGUUACCAAUCAGUCAGACUUUGGAGCCAGGUUCAGCCACACUGAUCAAAGUAAGAAAGUGGAAAUGUUGGAGCCAGAGGAGAAAAUUAUUUUACUAAAUAAUUCGGAGCUGUUGAAACCAAAGAUUAAAAAUGGAGAUGGAACCUUUUAAAACCCUAAUGUGAUAUAUCUAUAUAUUUAUUUUAUUUAUUUAUUACACUGCUGAGUGCUGAGAUAUAAUUCUCAAGAAAUAAUAACGAAUUAUGCUUUAAAAGCUUUUAAUAUUCAUGAUAAAUAUAAAGAAUGAAACUAGAUAUAAAGUUCAUAUUCUCCCAUUAUCUAAAAGGUGUUCUUCUCUACUCAAGAGUACAGUGUUUAUAGGCUCAAGUACAUAGUACCACCAAUGUGAUAUUGAAGUAACACAAAGAAGAUUUCUGAUCGAUACUCUUUCAGAAA